ACGCGCGUAAUCAACGUAAACAAAAACGGCGUAAUCCUUCUGUAACCGCGCUCCUGUUUAGUUUUUCGUGAAAAAUCUUGUAAAAAUGAAACAGAUUUUCUAGAUUUUCGUGUUUAGUAAAUAAAAGAAUAGUUCAUUUGAUUAAAUAUGUCGUGCAGUGCCGAAGAAAUUGCUGAAAAGCGGAGGAUCGCCAUUGAAAGGCUAAAGGCUCGGAAGAGUGCUCUGAACAAUAAUAAUAACAGUAACCCAGGUCCUGGGAUCUCGAGUGCUGGAUCGUUACCAGCAGCCACCACAACAAUUUCUAAACCUUGUGUGCCUGCUGUUCAUGUACAACAGCAUGUGAUGCAAUCACAUAAACAGCCCUGGCCCAGUGGGCUGCACACUUCGAGUUCCUUUUAUGGAAACGCCGGAAACAAUUCCACCAACUUCAAGCAAAGCGUACCGAACGGGACGACUAAUGCAGCCGGUGGCGGUAAAAUGAAAUCCGUUUUCAACAAUGCUCGUCCUCAAAUGCAACCGUACGUUAAAAAUGCCCCGCCCGCGAUGGCCACCGGUGGGACACCGGGCAAGAUAGCACCCGUUUUCGGUCGGACGGUUGCGUGUUCCUGUGCGAUGGUAUCGGAAUCGAGAUUCAUCGUUCAACCGUCCGGGUUCAACGAAAAGCUGAUCGAGGUGUUCAAGAGCAUUCCGUCCAAGCAGUACGAUCCCAUCACUAAACUGUGGACCUUCGCAUUCAAAGAUUACGCCAUGGUCCAAGAGCGAGUCACAGCCCUCAAUCCGCACGUUUCCAUAGGCCCCAUUCCUAAAUUCAUCCUUCGGUUGUUCGAUGGAGGUCCUCGCCCGAAGAUAUCCCGCGCCUGUCUCAACGGCAUCGAGCCAUCGCUGGUUAGUACGUUGUUAGACUUUCAGAAGGAUGGCGUCUGCUUUGCCAUAGAUAAGGGCGGCCGAGCGCUGAUAGCGGACGAAAUGGGCCUGGGAAAGACUUACCAAGCGCUUGCCGUGGCCGAUUUUUACAAGGAAAAUUGGCCUCUGUUGAUAUGCACGACCGCGUCCACGAGGGACGCCUGGGCUGCAAAGAUUCGCCAGUUAUUUCGGUAUGUACCGGUGCAGAGUAUAGUGACGCUCCAAGGAAGCCAAGACCCGAUUGAGCGGGCAAGGAUUUUAAUUUCGAGUUAUAGUUUGAUGGAGAGGUGUGCGGAUAAGCUACUGGAUCGAGGAUUCGGAUUUAUCAUCAUGGAUGAAUCGCAUACACUAAAGAAUUUCAAAGCCAAAUGUACCGCAGUGGCGCAUGAGUUGGCCAAGAAAGCCAAACGUGUGAUCCUGCUGUCCGGAACACCUGCCCUAUCACGGCCGGUUGAGUUAUAUAGUCAGCUGCAGAUGUUGGAUAGGAACUUUUUCAACUUCAAAGAGUACAGCACCAGAUACUGCGCCGGGAAGCAGUCGAAAUUCGGUUGGGAUGCCAACGGUCAGUCCAACCUGGAGGAGUUGAACCUGUUGCUGGCGGCUAGGUUCAUGAUCCGGCGCACGAAGCUGGACGUGAUGAGUGAGCUGGCGGAGAAAAAUCGAGAAACUGUGAUACUGGAUGGAUCGUUGCUGAGCAAGAACGUGGAAGCAGAGGAGAAUCUGAGCAGCUACGCGGCGGACUAUUCGAUGAGUAAAGGUCGCGAACGGGAGGAAAUCCUGAUUCAGUACUAUAGUGCGACAGCUGAGGCAAAGGCACCGGCUGUGUGCGGCUACCUGAAGCAAGUACUGAAAGAGAAGCAAAAGUUUAUUAUUUUUGCGCAUCACAUCAAAAUGCUGGAUGCGAUUUCGAAGUACCUGAGCAAGCACAAGGUGGAUCAUAUUCGGAUAGAUGGAACAACGCGCUCGGAUCUUAGAUCGAGCCUGGUGGAGAAGUUUCAAACCGAGGAUUCCUGUCGAGCUGCCGUCCUGUCCUUGAAGGCUUGCAAUGCCGGAAUUACCCUUACCGCCGCCCAGCUGGUGCUGUUUGCCGAACUCGAUUGGAACCCAAGCACCCUAGCCCAGGCGGAAAGCCGCGCCCACAGAAUCGGCCAGGAAGGAACGGUCGUGGUUCGAUACCUUCUCGCUAAGAAAACUGCCGACGACAUCAUCUGGACGAUGCUGCAGAAGAAGCAGAACAUCCUGAACAAGGCCGGACUGUGUAACGAGGAUUUCUCCGAUUCGACCAAUGUGGAUGCCCCCUGCUCGGCGGGAAACAUCGAAGCGUACCUGGAGAAGCGGGACACUGCGAUGGGGACGUUGGACCGCUUCGUCGUUUGCGAUGGUGCGAAGGCUAGCGGAAGUGAUUUAUCAUCCAAGACUGACAGCAACAGCGACCUGCAAAGAAUGCUGGACGACGGCGAGGACGACGAUUUGGCGGGGUUGGAUUUCUAGUGGUUACUACUCAUGCGUUUGAAGAAGUUAUAUUUUUCUGUGAAAUUAAACUUUAUUAGCUAAAUGUUA
Messenger RNA from Aedes albopictus (Asian tiger mosquito), 2463 nucleotides. It is a transcript of the gene Marcal1, whose product is annotated as SWI/SNF-related matrix-associated actin-dependent regulator of chromatin subfamily A-like protein 1. NCBI's taxonomy places the organism in Eukaryota, Metazoa, Arthropoda, Insecta, Diptera, Culicidae. The record is from RefSeq and is a predicted model, not a curated record. Gene Ontology annotation, biological process: DNA repair; replication fork processing. Bases 148 to 2394 code for a protein of 748 amino acids. The transcript has 5 exons. Gene Ontology annotation, molecular function: ATP binding; ATP-dependent chromatin remodeler activity.